Quercus robur (English oak) is the source of this 729-nucleotide messenger RNA. RefSeq names its product receptor-like protein kinase FERONIA. Bases 73 to 411 code for a protein of 112 amino acids. Gene Ontology annotation, molecular function: transmembrane receptor protein tyrosine kinase activity. The record is from RefSeq and is a predicted model, not a curated record. Lineage: Eukaryota; Viridiplantae; Streptophyta; Magnoliopsida; Fagales; Fagaceae. Gene Ontology annotation, biological process: protein autophosphorylation. The transcript has a single exon. Gene Ontology annotation, cellular component: plasmodesma; plasma membrane.
UUAACAGAGAAGUCUGACGUGUACUCUUUUGGUGUGGUGUUGUUUGAAGUGUUGUGUGCAAGGCCACCCAUCAUGCAAACAGUAGAGCACGAGGAGAUGAGUCUAGCAAAGUGGGCCCCGAAAUGUUAUCGCAAUGGGAAGCUUGAUCAGAUUGUUGAUCCAUUAUUGAAGGCUGAAAUUGAACCAGAGUUUUUGAAGAAAUUUGGCGAGAUUGCGGUGAAUUGUUUGCAUGACAAUGGAACCGAACGGCCAUCAAUGAAUGAUGUGGUUUGGGGUCUUGAGCUCGCAUUGCAGUUGCAAGGGAGUGCAGAAAAAGCUACCUUCCAUAGGGAGCAAAGUUUUGCUAGUAAGGAAUAUCAGGAUGGAUUGAUGUCGAUGUUUUCUGAGAUUAUGAACCCUGAAGGUCGAUGAAAGAUAUACUAGCCAGCUGAAUUUUGAAAGUUUUAUUUAAGUGAUGGUUGCAACCUUGCAAACUAGCACAACAAGUCAUUUUAUUUCAUUUACGAUUAUUAAGCAACAAUAGUGGUAGUGCAGAUAUCUGAUAAGAAUACUUUAUAAGCAUAAACUUAUCAGCGUUCUUAUUGCAGUAACAUUCAGUCGUAUAAAAUUAUAGUUGUACGUUUUUCUAGGAUGUGACAUAGAAUUCUGAAGUUUUGAAAACUAGAAUAAGUACUUGCAUCCAUAAAAUUAAAAUAUCCAUAAUAUUGAAGUGUCGUGUUCAUAAUCUUA